Messenger RNA from Physella acuta, 1175 nucleotides. RefSeq lists its product as uncharacterized. Gene Ontology annotation, biological process: regulation of apoptotic process. Lineage: Eukaryota; Metazoa; Mollusca; Gastropoda; Physidae. The record is from RefSeq and is a predicted model, not a curated record.
UCGAACCGAAUUUCUAGGAAAGCUUUUGGCGCGUUUCCGGUAAUGUUAUACCGGUAUCGAUAUUUUAUUUUUUUUUUUUUUUGAGAAAUUUAAGUGAACAGAUUAUUUUAUUUUAAAAUCUAGGCUUAUACCGAAUACAUAAAAUUCGUUUCUUCUUUGUAAGGAAAAUGGCAACAACCAUUCAGACUACAGAAAUCUUUGAAGCUUUCAUGGAAAGUGAAGAAAAGCACGUAAUAGAAAAGAUUAAUGGAAGAGCUGCAAUAACAAGCCCAGAACGUGAAAAGAUUGUUGCUGACCUGAAAUCAAAUCUGACCGACUUUGUGAAGUCCAGAGAACGUAUAAAAGAAUUGGCAAGAGAGUAUUCUAACCAACGUUGGACAGCCGAGGACUUAACACACAUUGUGACCUCAUUGGUGAAAAAUAAUGAGUAUGUUGCCGAGGCCAUUGCUGCAGCAUUUUACUUUUGCUGGGAUCUACUGAAGACCAAAGCACAAGGCGCCUGGGACCAAGUGAAGGAACUUUUUAGUAUUUGCACGGGCGGUCUAACUAAAGUCGUCACACCUGUAGUGGAAGCUGUUGGUGGAUGGAGGAUGGCCGUUCAAGCUGGUAAAGCUAUUGCCAAAUAUUUUAAGUUUUGGUAAUUGCCACAAACUGGGCACAAAUUGGGCACAUCACGCUCGAAUAAUUUUUUUCUUAAGUUAGAUAAUUGAAGUUUUCCUAAGAAUAAUUCUCAGGGUGGAGACGUAUUCUAAUCUAUGUUGACAAAAUAACUUUAACAACUUCUACUUGUAAAACACGAAUAAACGUUGCUAAUUUAUCUCUUAUUGAAAUGCCGUACAAUGGGCGCCACUGUAAGUCACCAUAGUCAUCAAACUGCCCCAAGUAUAGACUUCCUUCCACGCAGGCACUGUCGUUUCAAUUCAUGCUAAUAACAAACUAAAAUGGUUGCUAAAAAUAUAAAAACAACUCUUGUAAAGUAUUGAAUUCCUCUUCAAUAUUAUAAAGACCCAAAGAACAAUAAUCCUGUUUUUACUAAGAAUAAACAACAAUUAAUAUUUAUCUAUCUUUGAUUAUUUACUUAAGAAACUCAGUAAUUAAUUCUCAUUUUAAAAUAUAAAACUAUAGAAGAUUUAUUUUAUAAUAAACGCAUAAUAAACGUAUCCAUUCUAAAAUGC